Molecule: messenger RNA, 1170 nt
Organism: Mesorhabditis belari
Lineage: Eukaryota; Metazoa; Nematoda; Chromadorea; Rhabditida; Rhabditidae
Source: the annotation of a GenBank genome assembly
AUGAUUUCCGUUUUCCCGCUAUUUUUUACGAUCCUCAUUGUAUUGCCAUGGCUACAAGCUAAAAUCCUACCAGAAGAUGAGUCAUACCCGAAAAAAGAUGAGCUUACUUUAUUGCUUAUGGGUGAUCCACAGUAUCAUUUCAAAUGUGAGACAACGAAUGUUGAAUGUAAAACGGCUAGCAGAUACUGUAGAAUGUUGAAUCGAUUGGAUAUUAACCUUCGACCCGUUUAUCCGUACAAUGAAACAUGGAGAAAGGGAAGAGAUGAUUGCACAAAAAUCGAAAGCCGAUUUGCAAAUCGAGUGCAAAGAAUUGCUAUGGAGAAAUUAAUCAAAGAAUUCCCAUACGAACCAGCGGCUCUAAUCAUCGAUGGAGAUCUCACCGAUUUUGGGCACAUGUAUCAGUUCAACGAGUUUAUGUCUGGAUGGAUGACCAGUUUCCCGAUUCCAAUUCUACCCGGUCUUGGCAAUCACGACUGUGAUAACAAUGUUGAUGAUUGUGUUUUUAACUUCUGUGCUCAUACAAUGAUGAAUUGGUUUUGUGAAUACGCUAGCAAUCAAAGUCUUCAACUUGAUUAUGUGAGAACAGCUCAAAACACUUUCGAUAUUAAAUAUGAGGGAUCAUUUGCUUAUUCGACGAGAGUUUGUGCAGUGACUGGCAAGAAUUGCGCCAAUAUUAUUCAGCUCAACAAUGCACUUGACUAUGAAAGAAGCUUUACGUCAGUGAUGAUCGAGUGGAAAUUAUUAUCAACAAUUGAAUGGCUGAAGAAACGGUUGAAUUUGUUGGCGGAUUCCAAUCUUCCAAUACUCAUAAAUGUUCAUCAAAAUGAAGGAGUUCGCGGUGAAAAGAUGAAAGAGUUGCUCAGUGAUUGGAUCUACUCUCAAAGAAAUCUCCCGAAACCGCCAAGAGUCGCAGUCUUCUUCGCGCACAUGCAUCAGUUACAUCAAGUGAAAAUUCAGUGUCUCCAUGGGAUCCCCGUUCCAUUCGUUUACGUAGGAAGUGUACCAAACAACAGGUUCUCAAUGCUUCGAGUGGGCGCCAAUUCGACGUCACUUUACGGGUUUUCCACAAAAUCCUCGGGUUCCAUAUUUCUCUCAAAAGUGAGCGACUUCUGGCCGAGUGAUUGCUCACAAACAUCAUGGCAUACUUUUUAUGAUGGACCCGACGAGUUC